Molecule: messenger RNA, 1981 nt
Organism: Tribolium madens (black flour beetle)
Lineage: Eukaryota; Metazoa; Arthropoda; Insecta; Coleoptera; Tenebrionidae
Product: protein-associating with the carboxyl-terminal domain of ezrin
Exons: 4
Coding region: 93-1925 (610 amino acids)
Biological process (GO): protein phosphorylation
Molecular function (GO): ATP binding; protein kinase activity
Source: RefSeq, a predicted model, not a curated record
CGCCGCCCAGCCGUCAUUUCUGACAGGUGACAUUCAAAUGACGUUUCACUAACCUCACACCACUGGAAACUUAUUUUUUUAUUUUCCAAAAUAUGGGCAAUGACCAUUCACAUUUGGGCGGCGUAGAAAUAGAGGAAAAAUCAGUCGAAGUUUCUGACUUCUGGUCCCACCAUUCUGCUACCAUAAUCAAUUCAGAAAACACAACGAAUCUCUCGGUACUUACAGGUGAAUUAUUCGUUGAUGGGGCACUAUGGAAAACGCACACACCUUUAGAGAAAAAUAGCAAGCAUUUAAUGAUUUAUCGCCACCCUUGCAUUUUAAGAUACAUAUCAUCAUGGCAAAAGAGUUCCAAAUAUUAUUUAGCGGUGGAGGAAGUUGUGCCAUUAAGCCACGUUCUGGCGACACAAAACACUCUACAAAUUUGCAUCGGGUUACAUUCCAUACUGAAGGCUUUGUGUUUUUUGCACGAGAAAGCCUCAAUUUCGCAUAAUAAUAUCUGCACUGCGGCGAUUUACACAAGCAAAGAGGGAAGUUGGAAGUUGGGGGGCAUGGAAUACGCUUGUAAAUUCAACGAACUAAAUUCCAAUUUUCUGAAAAAGUCGCGAAACAGUCGCUAUAACAAAGCUAUUGACCCCAAUGAAGAGAAACACAUACAGGGCCCAAGACGGGAUUUUAUUGACAUUUUCGCAUUUGGAGUUCUAGUUUGUGAAGUUUUGAAAUCAAAGCCGGAGGACGAUAUCCCCGGCCUGACAAGUUUUAAAGAAUUGUGCAAAAACGAUUUGCAAAACAUCGAAGUGGAGUCAAGACCCAAACUCAAUUCUCUCCUCCAACACGAAUUUUUCAACCACGAAUUUAUUGUCAUACAUUCGUUUUUAGUCGAAUUACCGUUAAAAUCAGAUGAGGAGAAAACGCAGUUUUUUCAUAGUCUCGCUGAGCGGCUCAGGGCCUUCCCCGAGGUUAUUAUAGCCAACCAAUUGGGUAACUUGUUACUCUCCAGAUUAGUUCUUUUGAACAAAACGGCACAAGAGGACUUGUUACCAUUUAUUUUACGUCUCAAGAGUGGUAACUCUUACACUAUGUUUUUUAUUUAUUUUUUAUUCCUACUUGUAGGUGAUGAUAACACCGAAAAUAUUUUCACCGAAGACGUAUUUAGGAAGUUUUUGACCCCAAAACUACUGGAAAUUUUCGGCGUUCGAGACGCCCAAAUCCGCCUCUUGCUACUAAACAAUUUCAAACAUUUUGUUCAAACUUUUACGAAGGAGGAACUACAAGCGUGCAUUUUACCCGAGCUUUUGGUCGGUGUUAAAGACACGAACGACCACCUAGUCUCCGUAACCUUGCGCACCCUCGCCGACUUGGUCCCCAUUUUGGGGGCCGCGACUGUGAUUGGUGGUCGCAGAGGUAAACUUUUCACCGAUGGCCGGCCUGUGGCCCACUCCAAUCGCCGGUCACGUCGAAAUUCGAAAAAAACCGAGUCGGGGCUUCCCCCAGACACCAAUCCGAUAAUUGAAACGAAUCAAGUCAUUAUGGAGCUCCCUGAGCGGCCGAGGCCUGAUGGAGAGGAAGGGGAGACCUCCACGGAGGAGGCGGAGCAAUCCGUGGAGGAGGAUUUGGAUAAUUGGGAGGAUUGGGGGGAAUCCCACCCCCAGGAGAGGGUUGAAUUAGUUGAAUCGAAUUCGAGUGAGUCGGUAAUGUCGGUUUUUGAAACACAGAAUGUGGCGCAGAAAAAAUUGCCCGAUAUUUUGGAAUUGGAUAUUAAGAAUCAAACGAAUUCGGGGGGAAAUGACGAUUUUGAUUUUUUCCAAGACAUGGAACCUGUGAUUGAGACUUCGGCGAAAUUUGUAGUUGAAGAGAGUGUUAGUAAAUUAAAGUUGGGGGUGAACGAAGAUGGGAAUGACGACGGGUGGGUCGACGAAGACUGGUAGUGGGGUUGUUUUAAUUAUGUUCAAUGUUAUGUAAAUAAACGUACUUUUAAAUUGUU